Penicillium antarcticum is the source of this 276-nucleotide messenger RNA. RefSeq lists its product as uncharacterized. Lineage: Eukaryota; Fungi; Ascomycota; Eurotiomycetes; Eurotiales; Aspergillaceae. Bases 1 to 276 code for a protein of 91 amino acids. The record is from RefSeq and is a predicted model, not a curated record. The transcript is spliced from 2 exons.
AUGAAGGCAUACAAAGGCGAAACCCUCGACUGCAACCCCAGUCUUGUUACAUAUUGGUCCAAGGGCACACAGAUUUGCGAACCAAGGUCAUUCGAUAUGGAUAAGUUCAUGCACGGCAACACCAAGCACGAGGGCCAUACUGGAUUCUGGGUGGAAGGAUUUAAUUAUAUACCCGAAGCUCAGAUGAGGUCGCAUUUCGCUGUCGGGCCACCUGCAGCCGCGUUGGGCCUUGAUGUGAGAGUAAUCCCCCUUGAUAAAGUGAUAAAGAGCCAAUAG